GCUGGUAGACUUUGUCUACCAGCCCAGGAUGCCGCACUCCUGGGUCUACAGGCUCCUCAGCUUUUUGCCCAGUCUGCUUCUUAGCAUCUUGGCAGGUCUCCAACAGGUAACUGGUGGAUGCCAACUGCACUUCUUCUGCCCUGAAGGAUUUGAGUGCUGUGGCAAUGGCUGCUGUGUGAAGACAGAACAUUUCUCUGGCCCCAUGAGGACAUUUGUCAUCAGCUUCCUGGUCAUCAUCCCUCUCCUCUGUAUCUGUGGCUUGUUCAAGCGUUUGUGCCGAGCUUGCUGGGUCUCAGAGUCGGAGCCCUCAACUCAGCGGGAAGUGCCAGUAUCAGUGUCCUUCAGUAACCCCCCUGUGUCCCCUGAGACUCCAGCACCUGCCCCAUUUGGACCCCCACCACCCUACAGUGAGAGCCUUGAAUCUGGCCUUCCCAACAUCCCCAGUCAUCUGCCUAGGUCUUCAUUAUGGCUUGUUUCCAGAGUGAUCCAGACUCUGAACUUUUCAAGGACUUCUCAUCUGUGACUUUCUCACAGUCCCACCAACUCCCUAGACUUGGGAAGAGUCAAUCAGUAUGUACCCCUAGCUCAGAUACAGCCCUUGCACCAGGGUGCCUCUCUAGAGUCUACAUCUCUCUCCUAAAAUUCGCCAUUCUUCAAGACUCAGUGUCAAGUCUUGUGGUCUAUGGCGUGAAUGCAGCAAAGGGUCCAUAAGGCCCCAAAAGAAUGCUUUCCCCCAAACUAAUGGAUAGAUCCAGAUCUACCCCUUGCCUCACUGGAAAAGAGGCACAGGCCCACCCUGGUGACCGAGGGGCCCAACAUCAGACAAGGCAGGGAUAGAGAAGAGUGAACGUUAGAUCUCUGGGUUGUGAGCUCAAGACCAGCAUGGAGAGCCAGUAAGUAUCUGAGAUAGGAUUCAAGGUCAGCUCUCUAGCCACCGUGCCACCUUGCUGCCCAAGUGACUUGUCUAGUAUCACACAACAGGUUGGUGGCAUGAGGGAAAGUAAUAAACUGUUGUGGGAAGAGUGCCAGCUUUGGCUUUAGGAGACUUGCAUUUGAAUACCUAGCUUUGUGUCCAUGGGCAAAUUUCCUAAUUUCACUGAUCCCCAUUUUCCUUACCAGUAAAAUGCAACAUCUACCUCACAGAGGUGUUAUGUGGAUUAUAGAUUUAGAAUAGUCCCUUCCUUAGAGGUCA
This is a messenger RNA of Phascolarctos cinereus (koala), 1192 nucleotides long. Lineage: Eukaryota; Metazoa; Chordata; Mammalia; Diprotodontia; Phascolarctidae. The record is from RefSeq and is a predicted model, not a curated record.